UUUUGGCUCUGCUGUGGUAGUGACAGGAGAGCGGCGAAGAGGGCGCCGAAGUAGGAGCGCCGGCCUCGCCUGGCCCAGCGCUUCGAACUCUCCUUCCUUGGUUCUCCCUGUUUCCCGCGCCCCGUCAUGUCUGACACGCUCGGCGGCGACGCCCGUUCUGACGAGACAGGCGAAGAGAAACAGGAUACACAAGAGAAGGAAGCAGCCAUCCCCGAGAAAGCAGAGGAGGCAAAACUAAAAGCCAAAUAUCCAAGCUUAGGACUUCAGAAGCCUGGGGGUUCUGACUUCUUAAUGAAAAGACUCCAGAAAGGGCAAAAAUACUUUGACUCUGGAGAUUACAACAUGGCCAAAGCAAAAAUCAAGAACAAACAGCUACCGACUGCAGGGACGGACAAGAACCUGGUGACAGGCGAUCAUAUCCCCACACCACAAGAUCUUCCACAGAGGAAAUCCUCCCUCGUCACCAGCAAGCUGGCAGGGUGCUGCUCGACCCCUGCCAUGCGAGUGGCAGGAAAGAAGUCCAUACAAGGCAAGGCAGGAAAAGCUGCUCUCCUUCCUCCCCUGCCCUGAUUACGGGCAACACUUUGAAAUGAGCAUUUUGAGAAAUGAAACCCUGCAGUGCAAUGGACAGCUCAGCUCUUCAUAUGUCAGCUGAAUGCAAAGCAUCCCCCCACCCCCGCCCAGUGGGACUUGCGCUCGGUGUCAUACCAAUGGGAAAAGACUUGCUCCAUUUAAUCAUUCAGGAACUGGGACUUGAAUACUCGGGGUGGGCCAGGGAGUUGUAACCCCGUUCACCUUUCCAAGAGCAGCCCAAGACACCAGUACCCAAAACUCUCAGGGCAGUUUUCAGCAAACAUCUCAAAUGUUUCUUUGCUACCCUAUGAAUCAGAAAUUCGCUCUACCUUCUGUUGAUGCAAUGUCAGAUUCAUAAGCAGCUGCUUUUAAAAUCCAGAAUGGUGUUUUCCUCCUGUUGGUGGGGUGGUGGUGGAGAAACAGGGCCAUCUGAUGCUUUCACAAUUGUUUUGCGAAUCCAUUCGCCUUGUUCCCAAAAUAGAAAUACGAAAUUAUGAUUGGCAGUGCCUCAGCUUAGGCAAGUGGCGGCAUCAUCUCUGACACAUGAAUACAGCAUGUACUUAUUAGUGUGUGUUGGUGCUUGUUUUUCCUGUUCUCCAGACACUCUCCCACAAUUAUGCAUUCUCAAAUGACCUGUUAAAAGCGAUUACAUCAGGACAGGCUCUUUCAAAGACACCUUGGGAGUCUGCUGUCUCAUUUUCCUCCUCGCCUUUUGGUGACUUGUGAGCACAAAACUGAGUGGAUGUUCCUUUAACAGGGGCAUGGGAGUCGGUCUUAGGAGGAGGGUCUUACUGACACAUCGGUCUCGCCUCUAGAUGCAUUAUGGAGCCUGGAUCCCCAAUCUUUUCGGCUUGGUGGGCACAUUUGCAAUUGAGGAUGCAUCUCAUCAGCCUUCUAUCAGGGUCUUCAACCACAUGGGUAAAACCCGAUCUUGUUUCGCCCACUGAAACCUGUCUUCCCAAACUUGGUAGAAAAUAAGUAUCCUGUAAUUGUAUUCAUCUUUGUUGGUGUAUAUCUUUUUUAAGAUGCUGUGCUGCUUUAAAAACACUGGACAUGGUCCAGGUAGUUUGCUCAA
Molecule: messenger RNA, 1648 nt
Organism: Varanus komodoensis (Komodo dragon)
Lineage: Eukaryota; Metazoa; Chordata; Lepidosauria; Squamata; Varanidae
Gene: ENSA
Product: endosulfine alpha
Exons: 5
Coding region: 127-570 (147 amino acids)
Cellular component (GO): cytoplasm
Molecular function (GO): protein phosphatase inhibitor activity
Source: RefSeq, a predicted model, not a curated record